Messenger RNA from Phaeodactylum tricornutum CCAP 1055/1, 831 nucleotides. RefSeq lists its product with no specific name. Lineage: Eukaryota; Bacillariophyta; Bacillariophyceae; Surirellales; Neidiaceae. The transcript has a single exon. Gene Ontology annotation, cellular component: mitochondrion. The coding region runs from base 1 to 831 and encodes 276 amino acids. The record is from RefSeq and is a predicted model, not a curated record. Gene Ontology annotation, molecular function: protein-folding chaperone binding; zinc ion binding. Gene Ontology annotation, biological process: protein folding; protein stabilization; protein import into mitochondrial matrix.
AUGGCACACUUCCGAGAGAAAGUCUUCUGGCAUACCGUGGUGACGUUAUUGGCCUGGGGAGCUACCUUGCUGUCGCCGGGUUUGCUCGUCGUGGCCAAUACCAGCACGUCCACCGCCUUUGUAACGACACAACGGCGCCCCAUCUAUACUGCGAGUGAACGUUCUACUCCUGAGAAAUGCGUUGCCGGAAAUUCGUUGUCGUCCGAGUCUUCUUCCUUUCCUUCGUUGACGUCACACGAUGGCAAUCGUAGGAGAGACAAUCCGACAACGACUGCGCUUGGAUCCCGACCUCGUCGUCGCAACUCCGACCGCGACGAAGGAGAAGCAGAUCGCUCCAACUACCACAGUGACGACGGAGCGGAAAAGGAAAUCCCGCAGUUGCCUGCCUUUGGAGCGACGUCUCGAGGGAUGCACUCGUCCGCUACGAGCCGUGCCAAAAAUAUGACCACGACAGACGCCACUUUGGUGAAUCGCAAAUUUGAUCUACUCUAUACCUGCAACUUGUGUGAUACACGCAACGUACACAAGGUGACUCGUAUUGCGUAUCACAAGGGUGUCGUCAUAGCUACCUGUCGUGGAUGCGCCGUGCAGCAUUUGAUUGCCGACAAUUUGGGAUUUACCAAAUUGUGGGAAAACGCACCGCACAAGGGAACGAUUGAAGGAUACUUUGAAUCGCAAAACGAGGAACAGAUCGAUGCAGAAAACCAGGCAAAUACGCAGGCGGUUGUCAGUCGAGUGUCUAAAGAGGUUUUUGCUUUGGAAAAGACUCUGCAGCACGAUACUUCCUCGGGUGCCAUUGUCGAUGAAGAUGGCAACCUGGCCAUGGAGUAG